UUGAUGAAAUAGAUGCGACAUGGCGGUGUUGCUGGAAACAACGUUAGGGGAUAUUGUGAUUGAUUUAUACACAGAGGAGAGACCGAAAGCCUCGCUGAACUUCCUGAAACUGUGCAAAAUCAAAUAUUACAACUACUGUCUGAUUCACAAUGUUCAGAGAGAUUUCGUCAUUCAGACGGGCGACCCCACCGGCACGGGCAGAGGAGGAGAGUCUGUGUUCUGUAAACUGUAUGGCGAUCAGGCACGCUUCUUUGAGUCUGAGAAGUUGCCGAGGAUCAAGCACAGAAAGAAAGGGACCGUGUCUAUGGUGAACAACGGCAGUGACCAGCACGGCUCUCAGUUUCUGAUCACCACAGGAGAGAAUAUGGAUUAUUUAGAUGGCGUUCACACGGUGUUCGGAGAGGUCACAGAGGGUAUGGACGUGCUCGCUAAAAUCAAUGAGACCUUUGUUGACAACGACUUCAUCCCCUUCCAGGACAUCAGGAUUAAUCACACCGUGAUUCUGGAUGACCCAUUUGAUGAUCCUGCAGGCCUGCCAGUUCCGGACCGCUCACCUGAACCCACUAAACAGCAGCUGGAUAGUGGUCGUAUUGGAGCUGAUGAGGCCAUUAAUGAUGAUGAGGGCAAAGAUGCUGAAGAGCUGGACGAACUGAUAAAGGACAAGGAAGCAAAGACGCAAGCCAUUUUACUAGAGAUGGUGGGAGAUCUGCCCGAUGCCGACAUCAAACCUCCAGAAAACGUGCUGUUCGUGUGUAAACUCAAUCCUGUGACCACAGAUGAAGAUCUGGAGAUCAUCUUCUCACGCUUUGGCCUCAUUAAAUGCUGUGAGAUCAUCAGAGACUGGAAAACUGGAGAAUCUCUGUGCUACGCCUUCAUAGAGUUUGAAAAGGAGGAGGACUGUGAAAAGGCGUACUUCAAAAUGGACAAUGUCCUGAUAGAUGACCGCCGCAUUCAUGUGGACUUCAGUCAGUCAGUCUCUAAGAUCAAGUGGAAAGGAAAAGGUGGGAAGUACACCAAAGAUGACUUCAAGGCCUACGAGAAAGACCUGGACAACAAAGCCAAACUGGCUUUAAAAGACAAAGUCAAAAGCAAGCAAGACUCGCGGUAUGAGCUUCUCUUAGAUGAGGAUGAGGAUGAUGGAAGAAAAGACGACAGAGAGAAACGAGAGCGGAAACGCCAUUCGGACAGCGAGAGGACCAAGGACAAGAAAUCGAAGGAUCGUGAUGAGAGUCGUAGAGAGAAAGACAAAAGCCGACAGCGCUCACGCUCCAGAGACCGAGAGAGACAGAAGGACAAACAGAGAGAGCGAGGCAGAGACCGAGACGGAGAUCACAAACGCCACAGACGAGAGCGCAGCCGCAGUCCCAGGAGAUCCAGACACUGAAGAUGACCAGAGUAACUCUUACUGAGGACAAACUAAAGUCAUCACCAUCAUUACCUGAUGUGAACAGACUAUUUCACUGUGUUUCUAAAUAGUUGAAGGCUCAGUUCACCCAGAAUUUCAUCUGUCAUCAUUUACUCACACUAUACUUGUACUAAAGCUGUUUGAGUUUCUUCUGUUGAGCACAAAAGAAGAUAUUUUGAAGAAUGCUGGAAUCAUGCAACCACUGACUUCUAUAAUAUUUGAUUUUCCUACUAUGGAAGUCAAUGGUUACAGGUUUCCAGCAUUCUUCAAAAUAUCUUCUUUUGUGUUCAACAGAAAAAAGAAACUCAAAGGUUUGACAGCACUAGAAAGUAAACAGUAAAUGUUCAUUUUUGGGUGAACUUCAGUUUGCGAAAUUAAGCAGCAUGUCUGCGAUAUGCAUUUGUCAACAUGUUGGUUGAUACAAAUAUAAGGAUUUGCAGUGUAGAUGGCAGCUGUGUGUGUUAGUGUGUGUGUGUGUGUGUGUGUGUGUGUGUGUGUGUAUGAACAUUCAGAGUGCUAACAUUCUCAGUAACUCAUUCUCAGUAAAAGCAUCUCUUUCUGGGUUUUUAAUUAUUAUUUUCUGAACUGCAAUAUAAAAAGGCCUUUAGUAAGUGUCUCAUUGUAAGUGUCUCAUUUCUAAAACACCACCGGGUGAGCAGAAAUCCAACUGGAGCACAAUAGUGAAGUCCAAACAUGUUGACUGGAGAAAUCCUUCCCUGAAAUGUUUUCAAUAAAGAAUGAUUGGUAACAUUGAUAA
Messenger RNA from Danio aesculapii, 2162 nucleotides. RefSeq names its product peptidylprolyl isomerase (cyclophilin)-like 4 (gene ppil4). Lineage: Eukaryota; Metazoa; Chordata; Actinopteri; Cypriniformes; Danionidae. The transcript is spliced from 13 exons. Gene Ontology annotation, cellular component: nucleus. Gene Ontology annotation, molecular function: RNA binding; peptidyl-prolyl cis-trans isomerase activity. Gene Ontology annotation, biological process: protein peptidyl-prolyl isomerization. The record is from RefSeq and is a predicted model, not a curated record. The coding region runs from base 20 to 1384 and encodes 454 amino acids.